AUGGCGCGGAAUAAGGAGACCUGGAAGGAGGAGGACUUCCCUUGCACACUCACACUACACAUACCCUUCCCAUCCCACCACCUCGCCCUCACAGCGCAACGCGUACUGGCAGUCGACGCGGAACUCUCGCCUCUUGUGCGUCGCGCAUUUUCUCUCACCACGCCCGAGACUUCGACUGAGCAGUCCGUUCUUCAAGUCAACUAUGCAGCAACAACCAAUCGCAUGUUACGCGUCGCAGUCAAUGGAUUCAUAGAGAGUGUGGGCGUUGUGAUUGGUGUGAUGAAGGAUUUGGAUGUUGAUGUGUUGUAUGAGCCAGUGAAGGAGAGUUUGGAGGGUGUGCAAGGUUUGGUCCUAGAUAACCAGGGAGUCGUGGUGAAGAGCUGA
Plenodomus lingam JN3 is the source of this 384-nucleotide messenger RNA. RefSeq lists its product as uncharacterized. Lineage: Eukaryota; Fungi; Ascomycota; Dothideomycetes; Pleosporales; Leptosphaeriaceae. Gene Ontology annotation, cellular component: EKC/KEOPS complex. The record is from RefSeq and is a predicted model, not a curated record.